Drosophila ananassae is the source of this 433-nucleotide messenger RNA. RefSeq names its product integumentary mucin C.1-like. Bases 110 to 391 code for a protein of 93 amino acids. The transcript has a single exon. The record is from RefSeq and is a predicted model, not a curated record. NCBI's taxonomy places the organism in Eukaryota, Metazoa, Arthropoda, Insecta, Diptera, Drosophilidae.
UAAAAACACAUGUGAUGGUCCAAUAGAUCACAAAACUCGAUCAUCCCUCUCUGAAAGAGUUCGAAAUCAUUUACUCCACAUUAUUAGUACAUUAAAAAAAAAAAUCGACAUGAAAUAUCUAUUCGUAGUCGCCUUCCUCGCCUUGGCCAUCCAAUUAGCCUCGACAGCUACAACCAGUGAUGCCACCACAACAACCACCGCCGCAACAACGACAACUACAACGACAACGACGGAUUCUUCUACAACAACAACCACCGAAUCGUCCUCCACUGGAACGAAGCGCUGCUCCAAGAGCAACAACUGGUGUGGCACGUUCAGGCCCAAGAAGAAGUGCAAGCACCCCAAGAAGUGUCACAAGACCAUCGUGAGGGUGACCCACAGGAAGGGCUGAAUCUUAACACUCUGAUAUCAAAUAAAAACCUUUAAACCGAAA